Molecule: messenger RNA, 1405 nt
Organism: Zerene cesonia (dogface butterfly)
Lineage: Eukaryota; Metazoa; Arthropoda; Insecta; Lepidoptera; Pieridae
Exons: 5
Cellular component (GO): extracellular matrix
Source: RefSeq, a predicted model, not a curated record
ACGACAUCAGUAAUAAGUAAUUAUUGCCAUCAAAAUGUUCUCAAAAGUAUUUGUGGUAAGCGCUGUAUUAGCAGUUGCUUCAGCUGGUCUGCUGCCCGCAGCUCACUACUCCCCCGCAUCCGCGGUCUCCUCUCAGAGCAUCGUGCGCCACGAGCAGCCCCUUGCUGUAGCCGCCCCCGUCGCCUACCACGCCGCUCCCGUUGCCUACCAAGCCGCCCCAGUCGCCUACGCCACCCCCGCCCGCUACUCGUCCGCCGCGGCUGUCUCCUCACAGAACAUCAUCAGACACCAGCCAUCCAUCGCUGUCGCCGCUCCCGUCGCCUCCGUAGCCUACUCCUCCCCCGCCCGCUAUUACUCUGGCGCCGCCCUCUCUUCCCAAAACAUUGUCCGUCAUGGCGUAGUUGCCCCCGUCCAAUACGCAGCUCCCGCUCGCGUUGCCGUUGCCCACGCCGCUCCCGUCGUCCACGCCGCUCCCGCUCAUGUCGCUGUUGAGGAAUACGAUGUAAGUUACACAAGAGCAUAUAAUUUGACAAUAGUUCACAUACUUGGUUAUAGAUAGAUGAGUUAUAUAUUGUGAAUGUUUGUACAGGCGCACCCCAGAUACGACUUCGCGUACUCCGUAGCCGACGGCCACACCGGCGACAACAAGUCCCAGCACGAGAGCCGCGACGGUGACGUUGUGCACGGCGAGUACUCGCUGCUCGAGGCUGACGGCUCAGUGCGCCGCGUGGAGUACACCGCUGACCCACACAACGGCUUCAACGCUGUGGUCUCCAACUCCGCUCCCGCCCACGCCGCUCCUGUCGCUCACAGCAUCGUGCGCCACGAGCAGCCCCUUGCUGUAGCCGCCCCCGUCGCCUACCACGCCGCUCCCGUCGCCUACCAAGCCGCCCCAGUCGCCUACGCCACCCCCGCCCGCUACUCGUCCGCCGCGGCUGUCUCCUCACAGAACAUCAUCAGACACCAGCCAUCCAUCGCUGUCGCCGCUCCCGUCGCCUCAGUAGCCUACUCCUCCCCCGCCCCUCCGGCUCGCGUUGCCGUUGCCCACGCCGCUCCCGUCGUCCACGCCGCUCCUCUCGUCCAUGCCGCUCCCGCCCAUGUCGCUGUUGAGGAAUACGAUGCGCACCCCAGGUACGACUUCGCGUACUCCGUAGCCGACGGCCACACCGGCGACAACAAGUCCCAGCACGAGAGCCGCGACGGUGACGUCGUGCACGGCGAGUACUCGCUGCUCGAGGCUGACGGCUCAGUGCGCCGCGUGGAGUACACCGCUGACCCACACAACGGCUUCAACGCUGUGGUCUCCAACUCCGCUCCCGCCCACGCCGCUCCCGUCGCUCACGCUCCCAUCGUCGCUCAUCAUUAAAAUAAGUUUUAGGAAAUAAAUCUUACUUAUUGAAUAUUA